AUUAAUAACGACAAACUCCCUGUUCAUCUACACCUUAUUCUCUUGAGCACUUCGGCUAAUUUGUAUUAAAAUCCCCGAUGUCACCCUUCCUUCUAUAUAUUCUGUUUUAUAUGUUCUAUGCUCUGCUCUUCCCUGUCGAUCCGACAGUCACCGAUGAAGUGACCGUUUUUCUGGCAGUGAAAGAAGCAUGUCUUCUCGCGCCCUCUCAGUCUCACUUCCAUCCAAGUACCUUAGUUCAAACUAGCAAGCAAGCAAGCAAGAAAGCAAAUAUCAAUCAAUCAAUCAAUCAAAAGAGAUCAUAUUCCUCGUGCAGAGGGUGCAGGUGCUAAAUCCUGCUG
Amorphotheca resinae ATCC 22711 is the source of this 338-nucleotide messenger RNA. RefSeq lists its product as hypothetical. The record is from RefSeq and is a predicted model, not a curated record. The transcript has a single exon. NCBI's taxonomy places the organism in Eukaryota, Fungi, Ascomycota, Leotiomycetes, Helotiales, Amorphothecaceae. Bases 78 to 329 code for a protein of 83 amino acids.